CCUCCACUUCUUCUUCUUCUUCUUCUUGUGCUCCUCGGCGCAGCAGCAUCUGUCCGCAGACAGACAGGUGACCGUGGGGCCGGGCUGUGGGAGGGAUGAGGAGCCAGUCACAGACGGCUCGUGCUCUCAGCAGAGUUAUUUCGUGCACUCAGCAGCGCGUGCGGUGCCGCUUUGACGCCUUCUCCUUUGUGUCCCCACAUCCUGAGUCCAGGCUCGAGGAAACUAUUAAAGCUGCCUGAUCUCCAUCCGCAGGUGUGACCACAUUUAUCUGUUGUUAUUUACUCAAGUAUGACAUCAGAGCCGGCUGGGCUGGGUCCUUCACGGCUCCACACACGGAAUACCGGGAUAGCCUGACGGAGUCUUCCUCUCCUGCUCCUUCCUCCAGCUGUGUGUGAACACGCACCGAUGCUGUGUGUUUCUUUGUUUCCUCUCUCAAAUCCCGGAAUGGGUUCUCGAGCAACAAGCGACCGUGGCUGCGUGCAGCGGCGGCAGCAGCUCUGCGCACACUUCACAGGGAUAACGCAUUGGUGAAUCAGUGGCUGAGCUUGCUUUGGAUGUGUGUGUGUGAGAGAGUGUGUGUGUUUGUGUUUGUGUUUGUGUGUGUGAACCUGCGGGAUUACUGUAGUCUCAUAUUGUCGUUUUUCUCCGCGGGAUCGAGGACAGGAAUGAACUCGGGUGUUGGAUUUGUAAAACUAUCCUAAGAAGUGUCUGCACCUGCAGAGGCUCCGCGUUUUCCAGCCGGAGUCGGUGUUGGAGCUGCUGUGGUUCAACUGUUGGUGUGUGUGUGUGUGUGUGUGUGUGUGUGUGUGUGGGUGUGUGUGGUGGGGGGCAGAUCCGAUCAUGGGCAGACCAUCUGAUAAUGCCCCCCAACUGAAAGCGGGUCUGACACUCCGGGUGUUGUGGAUGCUUCACGCUUUCCUGGACCUGGCCGGCUCCCAGGAGAUUUACGCGCCGCACUCGAUCCGGGUGGAGGGCGACGUGACGCUGGGGGGGCUCUUCCCGGUCCACGCCAGGGGGGUCCCGGGGAUGCCGUGCGGGGACAUCAAGAAGGAAAACGGCAUCCACCGGCUGGAGGCGAUGAUGUACGCCCUGGACCAGAUCAACGGCGACGAGGAGCUGUUGCCCAACGUCACCCUGGGCGCCCGGAUCCUGGACACCUGCUCCCGGGACACGUACGCGCUGGAGCAGUCGCUCACCUUCGUCCAGGCGCUCAUUCAGAAGGACACGUCGGACGUGAGGUGCACCAACGGGGAGCCGCCGGUGUUUGUCAAACCGGAGAAAGUUGUCGGGGUCAUCGGAGCGUCGGCCAGCUCCGUGUCCAUCAUGGUGGCCAACAUCCUGCGCCUCUUCCAGAUCCCUCAGAUCAGCUAUGCAUCCACGGCACCGGAGCUCAGUGACGACCGGCGGUACGACUUCUUCUCUCGGGUGGUCCCUCCGGACAGUUUCCAGGCCCAGGCCAUGGUGGACAUCGUCAAGGCCAUGGGCUGGAACUACGUCUCCACUGUGGCGUCAGAGGGCAGCUACGGGGAGAAAGGAGUGGACGCCUUCAUGCAGCUCUCCAGGGAAGCAGGUGGAAUCUGUAUCGCUCAGUCACUGAAGAUCCCUCACGACCACAAACCCUCCGACUUUGAUAAAAUCAUCCGUCUGCUGCUGGACACUCGGUACGCCAGAGCCGUCAUCCUGUUCGCCUCCGACGAGGAUAUCAGGGGGAUCCUGAACGCCAGUAAGCGAGCGGACCAGGUGGGUCACUUCCUGUGGAUCGGCUCCGACAGCUGGGGAGCCAAGAACAGUCCCAUCCACCAGCUGGAGGACGCAGCUGUGGGCGCCGUCACCAUCCUGCCGAAGAGAGCCACCAUCAGCGGGUUCGAUGCGUACUUCAUGUCGCGGACUCUGGAGAACAACAGGAGGAACGUGUGGUUUGCUGAGUACUGGGAGGAGAACUUCAACUGCAAACUGAUGAGCUCGUCAAAGAAGGACGAGAGCAGCAGGAAGUGCACAGGUCAGGAGCGUAUCGGCGUUGAUUCCAAGUAUGAGCAGGAGGGUAAAGUCCAGUUUGUGAUCGACGCGGUGUACGCCAUGGCCCACGCCCUCCACAACAUGCAGAGGGAUCUGUGUCCGGAGAUGUCGGGCAUCUGCCCUGAGAUGGACCUGGCUGGAGGGAAGAAACUGCUCAAGUACAUCCGCAGCGUCAGCUUCAACGGAAGUGCUGGUACUUCAGUGACAUUCAACCGGAAUGGCGACGCCCCCGGACGCUACGACCUCUUCCAGUACCAGUGGAACAACAUCACAGGUCCAGGCUACCGCGUGAUUGGACAAUGGACGGAGACCCUGCAGCUCAACAUCGAGGACAUGCAGUGGCCCCGAGGGGAGCAGGACAUCCCCAGCUCCGUGUGCAGCCUUCCCUGUAAAACCGGAGAGAGGAAGAAGGUGGUGAAGGGCAUGCCCUGCUGCUGGCACUGCGAGCCCUGCGACGGCUACCAGUACCAGCACGACGAGUUCACCUGCAAGCUCUGCUCCUACAACAUGAGGCCCAACGCCAACCGCACAGCCUGCCAGCCUAUACCCAUCAUCAAACUGGAAUGGCACUCCCCCUGGGCCGUGAUUCCCGUUUUCCUGGCAAUGCUCGGCAUCAUCGCUACAAUCUUCGUCAUGGCUACCUUCAUACGGUACAACGACACACCGAUCGUCCGGGCGUCUGGCCGAGAGCUGAGUUAUGUCCUCCUGACUGGGAUAUUUUUAUGUUACAUCAUCACAUUCCUCAUGAUCGCCAAGCCAGAUGUUGGCGUGUGCUCGUUCAGGAGGAUCUUCCUGGGCCUGGGGAUGUGCAUCAGCUACGCCGCCCUCCUCACCAAAACCAACCGCAUCUACCGAAUCUUCGAGCAGGGCAAGAAGUCAGUGACGGCACCCCGGCUGAUCAGCCCCACCUCACAGCUGGCAAUCACCUCCAGCCUCAUCUCGGUGCAGCUGCUUGGCGUGUUCAUCUGGUUCGUGGUGGAUCCGCCAAACACCAUCAUAGACUAUGACGAGCAGAAGACCUUCAACCCAGAUCUGGCACGAGGAGUGUUGAAAUGUGACAUCACGGAUCUUCAGAUCAUCUGUUCGUUGGGUUACAGUAUCUUAUUGAUGGUGACGUGUACUGUUUACGCCAUAAAGACCCGCGGGGUCCCGGAGAAUUUUAACGAGGCCAAGCCCAUCGGGUUCACCAUGUACACCACCUGCAUCGUAUGGCUCGCUUUUAUACCCAUCUUCUUUGGCACAGCGCAGUCAGCAGAGAAGCUGUACAUCCAGACGACCACGCUGACCAUCUCCAUGAACCUGAGUGCGUCUGUGGCCCUCGGGAUGCUCUACAUGCCCAAAGUCUACGUCAUCAUCUUCCACCCGGAGCUCAACGUGCAGAAGAGGAAACGUUCCUUCAAAGCCGUCGUCACAGCCGCCACCAUGUCGUCCCGACUCUCCCACAAGGCCAGCGACAGACCCAACGGAGAGGCCAAGACAGAGCUGUGUGAGAACGUCGACCCCAACAGUCCAGCAGCAAAGAAGAAAUAUGUGAGCUACAACGACCUUGUGAUGUGACGGCGUCGGAGCGAUGGGCUGAAGAGAGAGAGAGGAGAGGCUGAUAGUUGGAGAUGUUUCGGUCUCCUGCCCUGCUGGCUAAAAACAAGAACAAAGAGAAAAAAGAGAGACGAAGAGAAGGAUGUUUUUUGUUGUUGUUGUUUAGUUUUUUGGUCUCACGUGCUUCAUUGCCCACUACAGACUUUCAGACGCUGAAGCAAAGCCUUGUGGGACUUUCCUUUGGGCACUCACACACACACACACACACACACACACACAAACACACACACACACACACACACACACACACACAUACAUUCAGUUGGUCAAAGAGACGCGAGGACACAAAGACAGUGUUCAAAUCUCGGGGAUGUUGUUCAGAAAAUAAAAAAUCUUUUUUGUUUGUGAUGAUGAUGAUGAUGAUGGUACUGAGAACAAACAUGGCAGACGUCUCGCAGCCUCACGGGGCUUCAUGUUGAUCCUCUCCUGCUGUUGAUGUCAAACGAAGCCGCCGUCAUCUCGGCCUGACGUGACCUUUCUACGGAGCCCGCCUCCCGUUUGUCUUUUAAUGUACUUCCAAACUGUAAGUUUUCCAACCUUCCUGUCCUCCCACCUGUGGUUCUUUAUGGCUUCUAUGUUCCUUUGGUUGUUGGUUUGAUUUUAUUUGUCCUUUCAAAGGCAACGAUGGUCAUGACGCUGACGAUGAAUCUACUUUGUUCUUUGCUUCUUGGAUGCACAUUGUUUUUUAUUAAAGCCAUAUUCUUCGCUCUGAGAUUUUGAGGGCUUUGCUCACGCUGCUCCCUGGAAUCUGAUUGUUGCCGCAUGAACCUCCCGAAAGGCCUCGAAAACAUGUUUUCAGCUUCCUACAUGAGCACGUUAGAUUACAGCACGCAAGGUAGUAUAACGAGUGUCAUUAUUAUCAACAGUAAACAUGAAAGAAAUUCAUAUUAAUGGAUUUUUUCACUUUUAUUAUUAUUAUUGUAACAUCUACUGGGGUGAUCAUGCUCUACAGAAAUACAGUUCCCAUAAUGCUUUGAGGGUUUCUAAAGCGGAAGUAGUAUAAUGCAGCCAUGGAAUCAGUCAGUGCGUUUCCAUGACAUCAGAGGAAAUGAUUUAUUGUGCCAGUCUUUAUAAAUCCCUGUAAACAUGUCAGUGUGAGUGAAAUGGUCCUGCAGUGAAUGUGUCACAGUGGGACUAACACACCCAGAUCAUGUGACGCCUGCAUGUAUACAGUCAAUCAGACCCAAACUGGCCGAGGCGCUCUGAGCAUGCUCCACAGUUUCCGGACGGGCGGACUUCUUCCUCCGUAUCAUGAGCAUCAACAGACGGCAAUGUUUUUAAUCAGCAUUUUAAAGUGGAAGCUUUUCAGCGAGCUAACGCUGCAGCUAGGAACAAACAUCUAUGACCCAUCAUCUGUUUGAUCAUCUGAACAAAGAAUGUUUCCCUGCAGUCGUCCUCCUACAAUGAGCUGUGGUGACAGUUAUUACUCUGUAUUGAUAGUGUUAGCUAGCGAGCCACUGCACCAGCUAGUGGAAAAGCUUUAUACUUCCACUUUAAACAAGUAACUGUGAACUCAAGGCUCACAUUGUUUUACAACAACGAUCUGAAAUAUGUAUUUAGUUAUCUCCAUCUGCAUCCAUCAGCUCUCCGACUCUGCAGGUGGAUGUUUCUCUGUUCCUAUAAUAUCCAUACAGACGGGAAGUCACUCACUGUAAACAUAUGAUGCAAAAUGUCUUAACUUUAACCCAUUAUAACCAGUGUGAAACACAGACACAUGAAUCACUGUGUGGUGGGCAACAUCGGUGAUGCACAACACAUUUAAACACAGUUUUAUUAAACACAUUGGGUCUCAUGCAGCAACAUUCUCUUAAAUUGGCCAAAACUCUGAGUGUGCUGAGCAGCUGAAGGUGUGGAGGCACAGGUUUUGACCGGCAUGUGUUUUGCACAAGUUCUGGCUCCAGAGUGUUGCACACAUCCAGAAGUAUAAGGUGUGGUAAUCUGAAGCAGCUGAGCAGCCAUUCAUCCGUCUCUGCAAAAACAUCGGCACGAUCUCUAAAAAGGUGCUCUCUGUAAAGCCUGGUUGGCCACAGCACCCACAGCAGCAGGUGAGCCAUUGUUCAGGUGCAGGACUCGUGAGAUAAUCCCAGGGUAUUUAUAGUUUUGACUGGGUUCAAUUAACCAAUAGGAUUUUUGAAUUAAAAAAUAAAUCAUUAAAAGUCAUUUAAAGCAUAUAAUAAUCUACAUUAUAUUAUAUAAUCUGUUUUCUUAUGUUCCUGAAAUAAAAAACGUGUUUCUGCGCAUUCGACAAGCAAUCUAUGAGCUGUGUAAACACAAUGAUUUUCUCUUAUCUUGGUGAGAGUGCUCUCAACUCGUAAAUUUUGUUCUUACCCAAGAGAAGAGCAAAAAUAAGAAAACAUUGGUGAAUCACAGAAGUCAGUGGGUGCUAACAAAAUAACAGAAAAUCAAGGAUACGAACAAAGAUAAGAGAAAAUUCAUCCGUAAAUCGUUUCUUGCAUGAGGCCCAUUGUGUCACAGCAUGCUGGGAAGCUACGCCCAUUUAGCCCCAACAUGCCACAGUAUGUUAAGUGCACAGUGACAGUGUUGUUUAUCCACUGCAAACUAAUGAGGCAAAAUCAGCUUCAUACAUUUUAGUCAAAUUAAGUCAAAAUUCUUCUUGAAUUAACAAAAAAAACCUAUGUCAAACUCACAGUGAUGUGUUUUUAUGUCACUUUGACGAUCAGGGACAUUUGUGUAGACUUGACAUUGAAAUAGAUUGGAGGUUUACAGUGUAUGAUGCUGUUUUAACCUAAAUUUAAUCGUCUUUAUUUUCUGAUCCAAAUGCUGGUUUUAAGCCUGUUUGGCAAAGUGUUGUCACAGCGAAGAACACGUCUGAACUCCCUCAGAAUGUUCAUUCAAAUAAACACAAGAAGUUUGUGCUCUAGAAAAGGAUCAGCACUCAGUGAAUAACCUCCUAAGCCCUACGAUAAGCUAUUAUGGCAAGGCUUAACUAUACAGACCAGUGAGCAGUGAUAACUAGCAUGUCUUUGGGGUCAUCGGGUGGGAACCUCCUUUCACCAGUGUUUCAUCUAGUUGGUCCCACGACACCUCCAGGAGGCUAGACAGUGAUCUCUGGCGUCCCAGAGACACUCCCCUAAUGCCAGGUCUCACUGCUCCCCGCACCAACCCAAUAACCUCCUUUACCUUACUUACACAUGGCUUUCUCAGCCCAAACAGCACUGCCACCUUCAACAAACCCAGGCUCCGUACAUGCGAGCUCCAGGUAGAGACAGUGCUGAUACUACCUUUCCUAGCACAUUCACCAUACUCUAUUUCACACACUACAUAGCAUAACUACAAUAUAAGCUAAAGUUAAAGGAGAUAAAUAAACUUACAGGAUCAGCAAACACACUCACCUUGCAGCAUGGUCUCAAACAAAAGGGAUUCAAAUAGGCCACUCCCACACUUAAAUAACCUUCCUUUUCCUGGAUUUCCUCCUGAGAGGAAGUGGAUCUCUCCACCUGAUCUCAAGGAGUUAUGUACUCUGUGUAAUUUAGCUGACAAACAAAAAAGAGAUCUGUGUGAGAUUGUAAGAGAAGUUAUGAGCCUCUGAGGACCCGUAGUUCUUCAGGUUGAAAAUUCCUGCAUGAUAACGUAACAGCACAUCAUCAAAACAAGCUGAUGCUGCUGAGUAACGUUAGCGCUGCUGUGCCGUCUCCAAACAUUCAGAGUUCACUACAACACAUUAAAGCGUUAGUGGCUGCAGGACUCUGGUGUCAUGAUCAGUUUAUUGAAUCAUAUCUGUAGUAAAUCUAAUAGUGUCUCCUAGGUGAAGCAUUCACAGGCUGACUCCGCCCCCGACACGCCCCCUAACUGUGACUGACUGUGUCCAGGCUUCAGGUCAGUUUGCUCAGUUAGGAAUCGGAACCAACAGCUUUGAUCUCCUCCAUGAUCUGUGUGUCUCUGCUGCAGCUCCAGCUGCUGACACACUUCCUGUUUUACCUGCGCACACCUGUCACUCUGACCUCACACAGUACCGUUACCUCACACGUCUCCCUCCUCAGGGGGAGGCGCCUCACAGUUUGAGAAACUCUAAGAUUUGAAGCCAUGUUUUCAGGAUCUUUAACCACCGAAGAUCAGGAAUGUGGACAUGAGGCCACGUUGCCUCUGAACUUUAAGUGCUCUCUUACUGAUGGAGCGGGAGCAACGUGUGAAGCCGCCAUUUCCUCAGAAAUGUGUGCCAGAAAUUGGAGCUGUGAACUUUUCAUGGCCAUCCAAAAAUACACAGGUGAGACGAUGAUUGAAGAAUCAGAGAUCAGUUUGGUUUGUGAGUCAUUUGACGUGGUAAAAAUCAGAUUCCUCGGCGCUCUGCGGAUGCAAAGCAAAAAAAAAAGAAAAAAAAAAAGAAAGAAAAAAAGGCCGUCGUGUUUUUAAAGGCCUUUUUGUUCAAACUGUGUGUGGUCUCAUGCUGAUGACAGCAUCCCCAUCCCAACAUGUGUGUUCCUUCUCCACUCGCACAUACAUGAUGACUUCUCCAGUAUUUUGUAGGUGUCUGAUGCUGACGAUGACGACGAUGAUGAUGCUGAUGAUGAUGACGAUGAUGAUGACCCUUAUCUGUGUUGUAGCCGACUUUAAAAGAACCCUCUGCGGUCCGGACGUCACUGGUUUGUGCUGAGUAUCUGGUGAUUUAACGGACUGCUGAUCUGACAAAGGUGUUGAUGUGGAGGUUGUCAAUGCAUGCCUGAUAUGUUCGAUGUUGAAUCUGAAAAAAAAAAAAAAAAAAGAAAAACAA
Messenger RNA from Epinephelus fuscoguttatus (brown-marbled grouper), 8341 nucleotides. It is a transcript of the gene grm7, whose product is annotated as metabotropic glutamate receptor 7. The coding region runs from base 841 to 3573 and encodes 910 amino acids. Gene Ontology annotation, cellular component: membrane. Lineage: Eukaryota; Metazoa; Chordata; Actinopteri; Perciformes; Serranidae. Gene Ontology annotation, molecular function: group III metabotropic glutamate receptor activity. The transcript is spliced from 10 exons. Gene Ontology annotation, biological process: G protein-coupled glutamate receptor signaling pathway; regulation of synaptic transmission, glutamatergic. The record is from RefSeq and is a predicted model, not a curated record.